This is a messenger RNA of Phytophthora nicotianae INRA-310, 846 nucleotides long. RefSeq lists its product as hypothetical. Bases 1 to 846 code for a protein of 281 amino acids. The transcript has 2 exons. NCBI's taxonomy places the organism in Eukaryota, Oomycota, Peronosporomycetes, Peronosporales, Peronosporaceae. The record is from RefSeq and is a predicted model, not a curated record.
AUGUCCUUCGCGUUCAACUUCGCACUGGACGGCACUCCUGCUGCCCCAGCAGCUCCGUCCACCUCGGAUGUCUGCGUGCCCAUGCGCAAUGGCGAGAGAUUCGUGUGGUCUCCGUCUCCUUCGGCCUUCUCCACCGUUCAGGUGGGCGACAUGACGUUCGAGAUCGUCAAUACUUCGGACGCAGACUUCCAAGCCCGUACGGGCGCCAUCAGCUCCAUUUUAACGACAUCUGACGUCGAAACAGGCGUAUAUGAGGGUGGAUUUAAACUAUGGGAGUGCGCUGUAGACCUCGUCAAGUUCGUAGAGACGCAGCUCCGUCAGGAGAAGCUUCAGAUGCCUCCAUCAGUGUUGGAACUGGGCUGCGGGCACGGAUUACCCGGCAUCCACGCGCUGCAGCGAGGUGCAGAGCGCGUCGUAUUCAGUGACUACAACAAGGAAGUGCUGGAGCUCACGACAUGCCCCAAUGUACACCGGAACGCUCAGGAACUGUACAAUAAAGCCGAGUUCUAUGCUGGAGGAUGGACUAGUAUGUCCCAAUACAUGAAAGACGUGGAGCAUCAGACGGAGGAGCAAAUGCAGUUCGACCUCAUCUUGACAGCUGAGACCAUCUACACAGAGACUGUGGCAGUGGAAUUGUACCAGACGAUCAAGCGGCAUUUGCGCCGCUCUCCAAACGCGCGUGCACUUGUGGCAGCCAAGAAGUACUACUUCGGCACCAAUGGCAGUGUGCAGCACUUUGUCGGUCUCGUACAAGCCGACAGUGUGUUCCGAGCUGAAACUGUAUGGGAAGAGUGUGACUGCAAGUCGAAUAUCCGCGAGAUUGUGCAGCUCACUUAUCCUUACUAG